Lottia gigantea (owl limpet) is the source of this 411-nucleotide messenger RNA. RefSeq lists its product as hypothetical. Gene Ontology annotation, biological process: translation. Lineage: Eukaryota; Metazoa; Mollusca; Gastropoda; Lottiidae. The transcript has 4 exons. Gene Ontology annotation, molecular function: structural constituent of ribosome. Gene Ontology annotation, cellular component: ribosome; cytosolic large ribosomal subunit. The record is from RefSeq and is a predicted model, not a curated record. The coding region runs from base 1 to 411 and encodes 136 amino acids.
AUGGGAAAAUUUAUCAAGUCCAAUAAAGUGGUCCUGGUGUUAAAUGGACGUUAUGCUGGACACAAGGGAAUAAUCGUCAAAAAUUUUGAUGAAGGUGCAACAGAUAAGCCAUACGGGCAUGCCUUAGUUGCAGGAAUUGCUAAAUAUCCCCAGAAACUAACCAAGAAAAUGACCAAAAGAAAGUUAUCUCUGAGAUCCAGGAUCAAGACCUUUGUUAAAGUGUAUAACUACAACCAUCUGAUGCCUACCAGAUAUUCACUUGAUGUUGGUUUAGAUAAAAAUGUAGUUAACAGAGACGCAGCUAAAGAUCCUGCAUUAAAAGCCAAGGCUAGGAAAGAAGUUAAAGCUAAAUUACAAGACCGAUAUAAGAAUGGAAGAAACAGAUGGUUUUUCAGGAAACUGAAAUUCUAA